Molecule: messenger RNA, 933 nt
Organism: Poecilia latipinna (sailfin molly)
Lineage: Eukaryota; Metazoa; Chordata; Actinopteri; Cyprinodontiformes; Poeciliidae
Product: trypsin-like
Exons: 6
Coding region: 1-753 (250 amino acids)
Biological process (GO): proteolysis
Molecular function (GO): serine-type endopeptidase activity
Source: RefSeq, a predicted model, not a curated record
AUGGCUUUACUGAAGGUUCUGCUGCUGCUGGGGCUGGGCGUUUCAGUGAACUCAGAUGUUUCUCUGCAGAAGAGAAUCAUUGGAGGUAAUGACUGUCAUGUCACCGACCGUCCUUAUCAUGUUCGGCUGUCGAGCAGAAAGGGAACUUCAUCGACUCUGUGUGGAGGAACUCUGAUCCACGCUGAGUGGGUCCUGACUGCAGCUCACUGCUGGGAGUCGGAGCCAGGGUGGACUAAUGUAGUAAUAUCUAAAGUUCAUCCACGGACUGCUACACAGGAGACUCAGGUAAUCCGAGACGAUCCUGUGAUUUAUACUGACCACGGCCGACAGCAUGACAUCAUGUUGCUGAAGCUUCGAAGGCCAGUAACAGGCGUCCCACUUGCUCUGCUACCAAAAUGCAAGAAUCGCCUUAAGAAAGGCCAGAUAGUUCAGCUGGUAGGAGAGGGAGGAACGACAACCGGCCCCUGUAAUAAGCGAGUAAGCAAUGCUGGUAUUUCAACACAACUUCAGUGUGUCAACAUGAAAGUUGCUGCUGUUUCUCACUUUGACCCGACAUGUGGGCAUGUAUUCCUCAUUGAAGCACAGGACAAGGAUAUAUGUCAUGGCGACUCUGGUUCAGGAGUGGAAUUCGACGACAGGAUUUAUGGUGUGAUUGCUGAAUGUACAGGAGAAUAUGCAUGUCAGAUGCCAGCUAAAAUCAUGGAUGUGUGUGAAUACAAGGCCUGGAUCAAAGAAACAACUGGGAUUAAUUAAAACAAACUAUCAUGAAAUAAAAUCCUCAUCAAAAUUCCUGUCAGAUACAAUUUUAUAGUUGUAUCUUCAGCUUGUAGAAUUUGGAUAGUUUGUUUUUCUCACCUGACCUUGAUCUCCCUAAUGGAGCCUCCUCUGUUUCAGAAAUGAAAAAUAAAUCAAUAAAUGAAUGAAAAAGAAACA